Molecule: messenger RNA, 974 nt
Organism: Athalia rosae (coleseed sawfly)
Lineage: Eukaryota; Metazoa; Arthropoda; Insecta; Hymenoptera; Athaliidae
Product: glutathione S-transferase 1-like
Exons: 6
Coding region: 180-836 (218 amino acids)
Biological process (GO): glutathione metabolic process
Molecular function (GO): glutathione transferase activity
Source: RefSeq, a predicted model, not a curated record
CAGGUCAUUGUACAGUGUAGACAGUCAUUACAAAUAUCCAUGUUGAAUCCGAGCAGCUGCAGUUGGACCCAUGAAAGUGUCUGGUGAAGCUUCACGUCAACUUGAGCCACAUUUUUACGGAGUCGUCUAUCCAAAUUAACAUUCUUUGCACGAUCAAAACCUAAUUGAACGAAUUUGCAAUGGCACUUCCGAUUAUUUACGGUACGGGACUGAGUCCACCAUCCCGCGCCGUUUACUUGACUGUAAAAGCAAUGGGAAUCGAUGUUAAGUAUGAAGAAGUAGACCUUUUAAACGACGCCCAUCUUAAGGAAGAUUUUGUUAAGAUGAACCCGCAACACACCAUCCCAAUUUUGGAUGACAACGGAUUCAUUCUUUCGGACAGCCAUGCCAUCAUAACUUAUCUUGUUGACAAGUACGGAAAGGAUGAUGAUCCUCUUUACCCUAAGGAUCUCCAAAAGCGCGCAUUGAUCAACAAGUACCUUCACUUCGAGAAUGGCUGUCUAUUCUCUCAUAUGAAGGCGAUUUGUGUCCCAAUUUACUGGGAAGGGGUUACAGAACUUUGUGAAAAAAGGCUCAAGCCCCUAAAAAAUUGCGUUGGAUUCCUUGAAAAAUUCCUGGGUGACAGGGACUGGUUGGUCGGCGACAGUUACACUCUGGCUGAUAUCAGCGUUGUUACCGCGAUCUGUGGUUUUCCGGUUUUCUUUUCUCUGGAUGAAUUUCCGAAAGUGAAAGCCUGGUUGAAACGGUGCGAGACACACUUGCCUGGAUAUGCAACCGUGAACACACCGGGAAAUGAUAUCUUCAUGGAUUCCAUCCGUACACGACUUCACAAUUAGUUAAAACGAUGUAAAUUUCAUGUUCAAUUACAAAUUCAUACUGUAGAUUUUCACCCAUAAAUAGAUCUGGCAGUUCAGACGAGAAACUGGGUUCAUUUUUUUCCAUAUGAGAAAUAAACUGAUAACGUUCCGUGAGUA